Crotalus tigris (Tiger rattlesnake) is the source of this 5400-nucleotide messenger RNA. RefSeq names its product growth differentiation factor 6 (gene GDF6). Bases 345 to 1631 code for a protein of 428 amino acids. Gene Ontology annotation, molecular function: cytokine activity; growth factor activity. NCBI's taxonomy places the organism in Eukaryota, Metazoa, Chordata, Lepidosauria, Squamata, Viperidae. The transcript has 2 exons. Gene Ontology annotation, cellular component: extracellular region. Gene Ontology annotation, biological process: SMAD protein signal transduction; BMP signaling pathway. The record is from RefSeq and is a predicted model, not a curated record.
GGUAGAGAGGACUUUCUACCGCACCGGUUGGCACCCUCGUCAGAGGCCCGGCUGGUUCGGAGACCCAGCGUCCAACUCCGCCUUAACGUCAACUCCACUAUUCCCCUUCUGGGCGGGAGGCGUGACUGCAACCAAGGAAGGGGUGUGUCCGGGGGGGCGUGGCGAGGAGCGGGGGCGUGUCCCGCCCAGGCUCUGGCCUCUCGCGCUGGGGACGCCGCGCCGCAGACGGCCGGAGGGAGCUGCGGCGGGCUGGGCUGGACGCGCUGCUGCUGGCCGUGGGAGCCGAGCGAGAAGGCUGGGCGGAGCGGGCGCGCGCUUUGCUCCGGGGCAGCCGCUCGCUCGCUAUGAAUGCUGCCCGGGCUCUGCUCUCCGCCGUGUUCCUCGCGGGUUUCUUCUGGGGGGAUCUUCCCUGUUGCCAGCAGGCCACCGUCCCCGCCGCCGCCGCCGCGCCGUCUCUCCGGGAGUCCGGCAAAGGCAAGCGGAGCUGCCGGGAAGGCGGAGCGUCCCGAUCGGCUGGAGACGCGGCCCCAAAGGGACCCGCUGCAGCCCAGCCGCGAGUGGAGCCCCACGAGUACAUGCUCUCCCUCUACCGGACCUAUUCCAUCGCCGAGAAACUGGGCAUCAACGCCAGCUUCUUCCAGUCCUCCAAAGCAGCCAACACCAUCACCAGCUUUGUGGACAGGGGGCGAGACGAUCUUUCGCCCACCGCUUUAAGGAGGCAAAAAUAUUUGUUUGAUGUAUCGACUCUCUCAGACAAAGAGGAGCUGGUGGGGGCCGAGCUCCGUCUCUUUCGCAAAGCCCUCGGCGAUCCCUUCUCCAAAGCUCAGACAGGCUUGGCCCGUCUGCAGGUCUCGCCCUGCCUUUCGGGCCGCCGUUUGGACUCCAGGACUCUGGACUUGCAGGAGGCGGCGCCUGCCCGGCCCGGUGGCGACUGGGAGGUAUUUGAUGUGGGGCAAGCUUUACAGCCUCUUCGCGGGGCCUGGAAGAAGCGACAGCAACUUUGCCUGGAGCUGCGGGCCGUCGGGGGGAUUCGAGCUCACCCCCCUCCGCAGCUGCUGGACCUGCGUCCCCUAGGUCUGGGGCGAGGCGCCCGGGCGCAGCAGGAGAAGGCGCUGCUGGUGGUCUUCAGCAAGUCCAGGCGGAAGAACCUCUUUGCGGAGUUGCGUCAGGAGCUGGGAGUCCGGCCACUGCCGCAAAACGCUCCCGCGCUACCCUGGGAAGCAGCGGGCCCAGUCCAACUGCGCUUUCAGGCCCGCCGGAUGAAGCGCUCCGCGUAUAACAACCGGCACGGCAAGCGGCACGGCAAGAAGGCGCGGCUCCGGUGCACCAAGAAGGCGUUGCACGUGAACUUCAAGGAUCUGGGCUGGGACGACUGGAUCAUCGCCCCGCUCGAGUACGAGGCUUACCACUGCGAGGGCGUGUGCGACUUCCCGCUGCGCUCGCACCUGGAGCCCACGAACCACGCCAUCAUCCAGACCCUCAUGAACUCCAUGGACCCGGGCGCCACGCCGCCCAGCUGCUGCGUGCCGGCCAAGCUGACGCCCAUCAGCAUCCUCUACACGGACGCGGGAAACAACGUCGUAUAUAAACAGUACGAGGACAUGGUUGUCGAGUCCUGCGGAUGCAGGUAGCGGCGCGCCUCCGUCCCCGGCUGCCCCUGGAGCGGAAGGGCGGACGAGAGAAGCAUCGGGCACUUUCUCCGGUGGAGAGCGAAAGCGCGCGAGAGACACGCGAGGGAAAGCAGAAGGAAGCGCGCCACGUGCGAGCCCUCGCUCUGCGCUAGGGAGGGAAAAAUGGGCUGCCCGGACUGCGCCUGCGCAAUGUCUGCUUAAGGGGUUCAAAUUCCUGCUCCUAAAGAGCCGGGAGAGAGAAAGUAUCUGACGCCGUUUUGGGAACAGCCUCAAUAUUUCCGCGUCCAGGCAAAGCCGUAGGUAGAAUGGGAGAUUUUGCUCAGAAAACACGUGGAAAAAGUUGCUGUGGGGAGAAUGAAGGCUGAAUGAUUGACGUCACUCCUCGACUGGAAGCUGGAACUACCCAAACAAGUAGUGACCCAUUUUGCGGAAAUUAAGCCUUGUUUUUGAAUCCGGAAACACAAGGUUUUCUGGGAGAAUUCACUGCCCCUUUCCUUGUAGUAUAUGUCCUUGUACUUCCUGGAAGAAAAUAAAAAAGAAGAAUCAGGGAGGUUACCCAAGUCUCUUAAGAGAGGCAACGUGAGGGAUGUGUGGGUCAGAAACUGAAUUGUGGGAGGCAGGCAGAGACACGCGUCGUCGGUUACUUUCGUAACGGGCGCUAGCCUAUUGCACUCCUCUCGUUGGCAGAACUUGGGCUUUACAUUCAGGUUUUAAAACGGACUUUUAUUUUUUCUCCCUGCUCCCGUGUCGUUCACAUGUGCGGACAAGCUGUGUUGAAACGGCAAUCGAUGGCUUCUAAUUUCCGACUUGAAGGCAACGAAGUCAAACUACACCACUUCCAAAGCAGGAUUCUGUUCCAAGAAUGUAGUCCUGGCAUUCUCUUCUAGGCUCUCUUUUAAGAGAAGGUAUUAGGGAAAGCAAGUAUAGAAAACGUUUAGUUUGACAGUCUUUGAAUCCAGAAUUACCUUUGUGUUUCCCUUACAAAUAUUUCCAUCCUAAAAUAGAUUAAGUAAUUCCUUCUUCCUCUAAAAAUAUACAUAAAUAAAAAUCAGUCCUACUCUAUAAUUAUUAGUUCGGUGGCUGAUCUUUUAAAUCUAUUAAUUAGAAGCUAUGAGAAGAGCCAGGGGGAGGGGGACACACUAGGAAGGUUUAGAGAGGGUGAAAGAGCUCCUUAAUUUCAAAAUAUUAAAAAUUCAAAAGUUCCAGGAAGGGCAGGUAGGCGGGCUGGCCAGCUGCAGUGGUGUUUUAUAGUCCAUGCAGAUGUGAUGCUGAGGAAGACAAUAGUUAAACACUGCUCCACAAAUAAGGCUCUUCACUGAAGACUUAGAAAUAUUCCUGAGAUUCCUUAGGCAUUUCCUUCCCUUGUGGACUCAGGAUUUCAUAGAACUUCAGAAGGGUGGGGAGAGUGGAGGAAAGAAGUAUUAGUGUAUAAAUUAAUAGAUAAAUAAUAUAAAGUGCUAAUAAAGGAGAGCCUUGAUCAGGAGCGAUAAUUUAAAAGAAAGUGCACACUUUGGUUUGGAUACAGUGUUGUUCAUAUUGAAGCUGUAAAUAUUUAUUUAAAACAGACUGCAAAGUACAAAAAUGGAGGUGAGCAAUGUACAUUUCCCCUUUUCCCUUAAUGCCCAGAGCAUUAUAUGCACUCAAGCGUCUAAUAUUUUUAAAAUAUAUUUGAGCUGUACAGAUUUAAGCAUUAAUCAAAUGUUUCAUUUGUAUGUCUGUAAUGAUACCAUUUUGUCCACUCAAAAAUGUUCCUGCAAGAUUUAAAAUUAUGUGCUAAUGAAGAAUUCUUUGUUUCUACUGUCUACCUCACUAAGUUGCGAGGGCUUGAUCUUCUGGAAAGACUCAACAAUCAGGCCUGGUUCCCAUUCAUUUCAGUGAUGCUCUGAGCAGGACAUCCUGCUGGGUUGUAUUUCAAAUAUUUACAGCACAGCAAUCCUCUGCACACUUACCCAGGAAUAAAUGCCAUUAAAUAGUUAGAGCUUAUUUCUGAGUUAGAAUGGAUGGGAUUGUUGUCUAAUGUCCUCCAAGAUCAGUUUAUACCUAGAACAUUUUUACAGUAUACUUUUGCUGGAUGGUAUUAAAACUAUGACUGUAUUAUUAAACUUUUUGCAUAAAAAUGUUGUUUUUCCCGUUAUAGUUAAUAUAACAGAAUAAAUAUAUGUUAAUAUAACAUAUAUUUAUUUUACCAGAAUGUUGGCUAUAAUUUCUAAAAAUGCUCUCAGCAAGUUUGAAACAACCAACUCCUCAAAACCCAUCUGUCUGCAUUUUAUAAAACUUUUGAAAUACUUAUGGUUUGCCUUUUAUUAAGAGUAGUGUUAACAUUUAUAAGUUUAGACUGCUUUGAUCUGUUUAAGAGAUGCUACUAUUCAGAGAAACAUAAAGAUGUGUUAGACCUAUAUUUGUAACAAAAAAAAUAUUUUAUGGGAAAGAAAAGUUGUAAACAGUAUUGGUACCCAAUACUGUUUCAAGGUUGGUUUCCUAUGGCAGUGAUAUUUUGUGAAAAUGAACAAGUGCUCAUUUUUGAAACACAGGUGCCUGGAUUGUAUAGUCCUGUACUGGAACAUGGAACUCUUAUACAUAAAGGUUGUGCCAAAAUAAAGUGGGCAUCUUUGAAAUGAGGCAGUAUCCCACAAUGCCCUUUUCCCAUGUUUUCAAUGUCUUGAUAAUGGAAAGGGGAGUUUGAAUCAACUAUUAAAGUAGGCCAAACUAGAAAACUAAUGGCAUGUAGAGCAGUGCUACUUUUAUUACAAAGCUAUAAAAACAGAAACUUUCAGAAACUUUUGAGCAUGCUCUUCCUAUCUCCUUUUAUCCUCCCUUACUGUAUACGAGGUAAGAGCUUGUCUGAAAUAUUUACAUUCUUGGUCAUGGCUCAGGCUUCUUUUGCCUGAUUAUUGCCUUGUUAGAGAAUCUUCCUCCCGUUCCUCAAGGCCAUUCCCUCAUCAUACUACAGCUUGUGACAUCCUUGGCAAGAGGAGACAGAAAUGUUGGCCUUUUUUAUAAUUUGUGGAGGAACCUUCUGUAAUAGAGCUAUGUUGAUUUGGCAACAAGCAAAUUUAAGUGCCACAGUCUUAGAGACUUUGUACAGUUGAGGAAUUGUACAAAGGGGGAAGUUUAUAAGCCAUAGAAUACUUCUCUUUGGAGUAGCCAUUUGAAGAAAUGUGUUUAUUGAACCAAGUGGAGAAUCCCCGGGGUUGGGUUAGCACUGACUCACAGCAAAGCUUGCAUAUGUGUUGAUGGGGGUACAAUGUGAGAAUGGCUAAAAUUGUCUAUCUCCUGUGAAUUUAGAACAGGUUAAGGCUACAAAGCAGGAGACCAUGAAUUCAAGUCCCACCUUCGCCUUGAAAUCCAGUUGGGUGAUUUUUGCCCAGUCUUUCUCUCUCAGCCCAGCCCUUCUCACAGGUUUGUUGCUGUUGUAGGGAAAAAAGGAGGAGGAAGAUCUGUUGGAGAUGUUUCCCACUUGAGUUGUUUGUAAAAAUAAUAAAGGUGGGAUACAAGUAAGUAAGUGAAUCUUAUUUGCACCAGUGGCAUCUAGGCAUCUUUAAUAUAUCCAGUAGAUAGAAGAAAUUAAAAGUGGUAAGAUGUAGUUCAUAGAACUAUAAGAAUUAGAACAUCAUUCUUUUCUUGCAACAAUAAUAGAUGCUUGGCAAUGCACCUCUUGGAAAAGAAUAGUAGUGAGCAAUGUGUACUCAUAUGUUUGGAUCAGAGAACAAUAAAUGUAUUCCAUUUAUUCCCAGGAAAUUCUUGCCAUUAUUCUCUACUGAUGCAUUCU